CCGGCCCACUCCCAAACUUAAGUACUCGCUCCCCUGUUCCAGCCAGAAGCCCUGCGUGAGCCUCUACACGUAGCCGCAGACAGCUCCUUAAAUAGGCCGGCGUUGAGCAAACAAUCCCAGACGUGGGGCCGGGGAAGGCGAGCGGAGGCGACCGCACCGGCGCGGCGGGUCAGCUGGCGGCCAAUAGCCGGGGUGCGGCCCGCCCUGUCGCCUCCCCCUCGGGGAGCCUAUAACUUGCCCGCAGCGCCGGGGGGCGCCCGCUCCUCCGCGACUCAGCGCCCGCCUCAUUUCGGCCGCCCUCCCGCCGCUCCAGCUGCCCGCUGCCGGUCCUUUGCGCGCACUCGGCCGGGCGGCUCCCGCCCGCAGUCGUCGCCCCGGGCGGACCGGGGUCCCCCCGCUCUCGCGAGAAGUGCGCCGCUGCUGGGCGGUGGGGGUGCCGGAGCCGGCGCGGGCUCUCCAGAGGCCGAAGAUGGGGUGCUGCGUCGUGAAGCCGCUGCUGCUGCUGGCGCUUGUCUUCCAGCUCUGGAAUCCCUGCCUGGGGGCAGACUCGGAGAAGCCUUCCAGCAUCCCCACAGAUAAAUUAUUAGUCAUAACUGUAGCAACAAAGGAAAGUGAUGGAUUCCAUCGAUUUAUGCAGUCUGCCAAAUACUUCAAUUAUACUGUGAAGGUCCUUGGUCAAGGAGAAGAGUGGAGAGGUGGUGAUGGAAUUAAUAGUAUUGGAGGGGGCCAGAAAGUGAGAUUAAUGAAAGAAGUCAUGGAACAUUAUGCCAAUCAAGAGGAUUUGGUUAUUUUGUUUACUGAAUGCUUUAAUGUCAUAUUUGCUGGUGGUCCAGAAGAAGUUCUAAAAAAGUUCCAAAAGUCAAACCACAAAGUGGUGUUUGCAGCAGAUGGAAUUCUGUGGCCAGAUAAAAGACUAGCAGACAAGUAUCCCAUUGUGCACAUUGGGAAACGCUACCUGAAUUCGGGAGGAUUUAUUGGUUAUGCUCCAAAUAUCAACCAGAUAGUUCAACAGUGGAAUCUCCAGGAUAAUGAUGAUGAUCAGCUAUUUUACACCAAAAUUUACAUUGAUCCACUGAAGAGGGAAGCUAUUAACAUCACAUUGGAUCACAAAUGCAAAAUUUUCCAGACUUUAAAUGGAGCUGUAGAUGAAGUUGUUUUGAAAUUUGAAAAUGGCAAAGCCAGAGCUAAGAAUGUAUUUUAUGAAACAUUACCAGUGGCAGUUAAUGGAAAUGGACCCACUAAGAUUCUCCUGAAUUAUUUUGGAAACUAUGUACCGAAUGCAUGGACGCAGGAUAAUGGCUGCACUCUUUGUGAUUUGGAUACAAUUGACUUAUCUACAGUAGAUGUCCAUCCAAAUGUAACAAUAGGAGUCUUUAUUGAACAACCAACCCCUUUCUUACCUCGAUUUCUGGAUAUAUUGUUGACACUGGAUUACCCAAAAGAAGCGCUUAAACUCUUUAUUCAUAACAAAGAAGUUUAUCAUGAAAAGGACAUCAAAGUAUUUUUUGAUAAAGCUAAACGUGAAAUCAGUACUAUAAAAAUAGUAGGACCAGAAGAAAAUCUAAGUCAAGCCGAAGCCAGAAAUAUGGGAAUGGAUUUUUGCCGUCAGGAUGAAAACUGUGAUUAUUAUUUUAGUAUGGAUGCAGAUGUUGUUUUGACAAAUCCAAGGACCUUAAAAAUUUUGAUUGAACAAAACAGAAAGAUCAUUGCUCCUCUCGUAACUCGUCAUGGAAAGCUGUGGUCCAACUUCUGGGGAGCCUUGAGUCCUGAUGGAUACUAUGCUAGAUCUGAAGAUUAUGUGGAUAUUGUUCAAGGGAAUAGAGUAGGGAUAUGGAAUGUUCCAUACAUGGCUAAUGUGUACUUAAUUAAGGGAAAGACACUUCGAUCAGAGAUGAAUGAAAGGAACUAUUUUGUCCGUGAUAAAUUGGAUCCUGAUAUGGCUCUGUGCCGAAAUGCUAGAGAAAUGACUUUACAAAGGGAAAAAGACUCCCCUACUCCGGAAACAUUCCAAAUGCUCAGCCCCCCAAAGGGCGUGUUUAUGUACAUUUCUAAUAGACAUGAAUUUGGAAGACUUUUAUCAACUGCUAAUUACAAUACUUCCCAUUAUAACAAUGACCUCUGGCAGAUUUUUGAAAAUCCUGUGGACUGGAAAGAGAAGUAUAUAAACCGUGAUUAUUCAAAGAUUUUCACUGAAAAUAUAGUUGAACAGCCUUGUCCCGAUGUCUUUUGGUUUCCUAUCUUUUCUGAAAAAGCCUGUGAUGAAUUGGUGGAAGAAAUGGAGCAUUACGGCCAGUGGUCUGGGGGGAAACAUCAUGAUAGCCGUAUAUCUGGUGGUUAUGAAAAUGUCCCAACUGAUGAUAUCCACAUGAAGCAAAUUGAUCUGGAGAACGUAUGGCUUCAUUUUAUCCGGGAGUUUAUUGCACCCGUUACGCUGAAGGUCUUUGCAGGUUAUUAUACGAAGGGGUUUGCACUAUUGAAUUUUGUAGUAAAAUACUCCCCUGAAAGACAGCGCUCUCUCCGCCCUCAUCACGACGCUUCUACAUUUACCAUCAACAUUGCACUCAAUAACGUGGGAGAAGAUUUUCAGGGAGGCGGAUGCAAAUUUCUAAGGUACAAUUGCUCUAUUGAAUCACCCAGAAAAGGCUGGAGCUUCAUGCAUCCAGGGAGACUCACACAUUUGCAUGAAGGACUUCCCGUUAAAAAUGGAACGAGAUACAUUGCAGUGUCAUUUAUAGACCCCUAAGUUAUUUACUUUUCAUUGAAUUGAAUUUUCUUUUGGAAUGGAUGAACAUGUCUUUGAAGUUGUGCUUGAGAAGAUGAGAGGAAUAUUUAAAUAACUUCAACAGAACAACUUCACUUUGGGCCAAACAUUUGAAAAACUUUUUUGUAAAAAAUUGUUUGAUAUUUCUUAAUGUCUGCUCUGAGCCUUAAAACACAGAUUGAAGAAGAAAGAAAAAGUAAAAACAAAUAUUUAUUUCUAUGCCUUAUUGUCUCUGAGAAUAAUGACAAUUUUCUGAAUUUGUGUUUCAAUUGAUAAAAUAUUCAGCUAUAAAUGUACAAGUGACAAGAGACUAAUAAUGUUUUAUUAUUAAAAAAGCAUGAGAAGAAUUUUAUUUAUAAACAUGUAAACAAAAUGAAUAUAAGUGAAAAUUGGCAAUUUUUGAAACAUUGGAAAACUGGAGUUAUAACUGAAUUUGUAUGCAACUAAUUGUGUAAGUACUUUUUUGAUGACCUAUAAAGGUGCCUUUUAUAGUAGUUACUGAAGGAAUACAAAGAACAGUAAAUAUUUCUCCUCAAGAAACUUAGUACAGAAUACAACUGAGGUUUAGAGCCAAUUGUAAACAUUUUUGUUUAGGUUGUUAGACAGGGUUUUUUUGUUGUUGUUGUUGUUGUUACAUUUGUAUUAGAAAUCAAACCCUAUGUUCCUUCAGAUUAAUUUUCCAAGGAGGAUUAUAUUGAAUAGGUAUUAGAUUUAGGAAAGUUUUCAAGCCUUUCCAUUUUGUAAAGUAUAUCAAAUAUCAACAACUUAAGAUCAGCAAGUGUCCUUAAGUCAAAACAGGCUUUUGAUUUUUAAUUCUGGAAAAUAAUGAGGAAAAAGAAAAUUUCAUGAGAUUAGUAGUAGCAUUUUAUGAUUUUUAAAAAACUUUGUUAAGUACUUGAAUUUUAUAUCAGGAAAAUAAAGUUUGUGAGCCUUUCUUCUUCUCUUUGCCCUUUGCCUCCCUCCUUAUUCUUUUUUAGAGAAGGUUAUUUACCUUUUUAUCUUUCCAGCAUAGUCUAUUUUAUCCUUCCUACUCUUUUUGUUACCUUUUCUUAGUCCCAUUUUUAAAAAUUCCCCAGCACAAAAAAAUUUGUGACCUGAUUUUUCACCAUUUCUCUGAGUGAGGUUUAAAUAUACUCAUUGUAGCUACUGUUUUUAAUUUAAAGGUUAAACUUGAAAAAAAGUUCUAAGUCAUGGUGCCAAAAUAAAUUUUUCUAACACCAUGUGUUAGAAAAUUAUGAAAAAUAAAAUAAUUUAAAA
This is a messenger RNA of Ailuropoda melanoleuca (giant panda), 4018 nucleotides long. It is a transcript of the gene PLOD2, whose product is annotated as procollagen-lysine,2-oxoglutarate 5-dioxygenase 2. Gene Ontology annotation, biological process: peptidyl-lysine hydroxylation. Gene Ontology annotation, molecular function: L-ascorbic acid binding; iron ion binding; procollagen-lysine 5-dioxygenase activity. Bases 470 to 2743 code for a protein of 757 amino acids. Lineage: Eukaryota; Metazoa; Chordata; Mammalia; Carnivora; Ursidae. Gene Ontology annotation, cellular component: endoplasmic reticulum. The record is from RefSeq and is a predicted model, not a curated record. The transcript has 20 exons.